AUGACUUCGGGAACACCGUACAUUGGCACUAAGAUAAGCUUAAUUUCUAAGUCAGAAAUUAGAUAUGAGGGAAUUUUGUACGCUAUCGACACAAAGGAAGCUACAGUGACGUUAGCGAGUGGUUAGUUUCUCUUUCUCUUUUUUCUACAUUACUGUUAAUUUUUUUUCACCUGUUUUCUCGAGCGAGUUUAUACUUUCUCUCCUCUUUUGUAGUUCGUUCACUUGGGACAGAAGACAGGGAAGUAGAAAAAUACAUAGCUCCAAGGAACGAAAAAUAUGAGUUUAUUGUCUUUAGAGGACAGGACAUAAAAGACUUGACUGUUGGCGAACCCAAGAGGGAAGAGCAAAUUAACUCGCAGCCACCUCAGGACCCAGCCAUUGUUCAGGUACAUACUUGUUCAUGUUGCACAUUGAUUAGUAAAAACAAAAAACGGAAAUUGUAUCGAUUGUUUAGAAGUGACAUUUAAGAACGUCUGGUUCCGGUUUUCUACAUGUACAAAAUACAAACAACGAUUUAGUGUUCUUGCGUUCGUUCAACUUAUCUAUUUUUUACUUCAGUCUUUGUAUAUUUGUAAGUUUUUUCAUCCUUCAAGGAGACGUUCAUGGUCGUCAAAAGGAGCAUAUUGUGCUCAAUCUGAAGUUGUUGUCACUUUGAACUUUUGAAGAGUCACUGAAAAGAAUAUCAGUCUAGAAAAGUUGCCCUGUAUUUUGUAGUUAUACCAUGAGCAAUACUGUGUAUUUACCCUGAAGUCAUCUUUAACCCUUAAAAUAGUUUUCAUAAUAAUUUUCCAAAAUUUUUCUGUUGACCACAUUGACCUGCCAAUUUGCAUUUGUCACACGCCAAAAAUUGAGACAAUCGUUCCUGCCUGUACCCCUCUACUAUUGUGGUGGCAAAUUCCCUACCCCAUCAACAACCAUUGUUGUCAAAUUCCAUCUAGCUCAGGAAGAAACCAGUCGUUUUGAUUCAAUUGGUUUCGAUACAAAUUUCAUAACAAUUUCAUUACAUUCAAAUAAUUUAUAGUUAGUGCCCUGGGGUAGGGGGUACUUCCUAGUAACAGGCUAAUGGGGAAGUGUCGCCAGAUGGGGUCGCAUUUCCACGGCUGGAUUGAUUAUUAUGGGGUUGCUAGAAUGGGGUCGCACAUUUUCGGGUUUGGGGGAUCAGAAAAUUGAGGCAGGUAGGACUUUUACUACAUCAAAUUUAACAAAAUAAUGUGUCUUAAAUUAAUUAAAUAAUAGUCUUUAUUGAGGAUAUCAAUUUCACUGACAAGUGAUUUACAAAAGAGUCCUCAAAAAUUAAAAAGGAACAAAAAGGAAAAAUAAAAACUAAUAUAUGAAUAUAUAAAAAUUAAACUAAAAACUAUUUACAUUUCUUAACACUCUUUUAAAACUAGCUAAUGAUGGGCUUUGUCUGAUUGAAAGGUCUAAUUUAUUCCAAUCGUUUGAGGCAAAGUUUGUCGAGGUCCAAUGGCCCCAGUUCCUAUAAGAUGCACUCUUACGGAUAUUGUUUUUACAUCUAGUAUUAUCUAGUGUCAAUUCAAAAGUAGAUGUACAUAAACGGAAAGAUACUAAGUUGGAAUCUCAAAAAUAACAUUUUCCCAAAAGUGACUAAGAUAUGGUCUAUAUUUGCCCACAGAAUAGACUAUAAUGGGGACGGGGUUCUGAGAGACCAGCCGCACAUGCCCCCCACCCCCCCCCCCCCUAUCACAGGCUAACAUUCAGCAUAUUAAAAUCAUUAUUCUUACAUGCCUGUUAGGCUUUAGGGUCAAGGUUGCAAAGUUUCCAUGACUCUGUGGACAUGCAAUUCCAAGACAAGACUUGAGCACAAAUAAAUCCAAACUAAAUAUAGAGAAUUGACCAGCAUGCCUCGGAGUCAAAUUUUAAUAAUAUCAAACACGGGCUACUCUUUCAAUGUUUUUAAUUCCCCAUUGACAUAUGUCUUGAAAUGAGGUUUUUAAGACUCCCUUGUGGCAAAUACUGUUUUCACAUGACAUGUUUGUUUCUUUUUUUUACCAGACUGGACUGCCAAGCGGUUAUUCUCAUUUUCACACCCCUGUAUCAUAUCCUCAUGUACCCAGUUAUGGUCCAUUUGGAGGUGUACCAUCGUAUGGGGGCUAUCCUCCUGGCAUCCCACAGAGACCUAUGCCAGGUCACAUGCAACCAACCAUGGGUAUGAUGCCACCUGCAGCAGUAAUGCCUCAACGGAUAGGAACACCACCUGCAAUCCCCCCUCUGCCUUUGUCCAGAGGUCAUUCUCCAUCUCCCGAUUCUGUGUUACCUGGGUCAUCAAGCACCAAAUCUGCAGAAAGCCAGGGAAAUGAAUCUCAUAGCAGAACCACAUCACAGCAAGGAACUCAAACUGUUCAAACAAAAAAGAAACCAUCCUCAAGACCUUCAUCAAGAAGAAAUUCCGAGGACAAGACUGAGCAGCCACAAGAGUCAAAAAAGAAACCAGAGGUUAAAAAAGAAGAGAAAGAGGCCACUAGUAGCAAAGAAGCCACUGGAGGGAACCAAACUUCAGCUGAGCCACAGAAGCAGAGACAAGGUAUCAAAUAGUUGGUGGUGAUGCUUUAUUUUUUGCAUCCUCGCAUACAUGUAGGUUGUCGGCCAUAUGAUUUCUUUUGACCAUCAUUUUCUGUAAUGAAUUAUCACAUUGCUUAAGUUUUUUUUGAUAAAUGGUUUGCUAUAAUCAAUGAUUUGCUCAUAAGUAGUAGCAAGGUAGUUUCGUGGCUAAUCAUAACUGUCACAAAAUUCUCAGAUUUGAAUGGCUCUCAGCAGCCCUGAUUUCAGCAUCAAUAGAAUACUUUAAUAGGACAGUAUGCCUUGUGCAGCAGUAAUAGUUGGACAGUGCGCACCAUUGCACAUGCUCGAAUGGUCACUUUUUUUUUAGCAAAAAGCUUUCUGAAGAUCUUGUGUUUCAGUUUUUUUUAAAAAAAAGUUUUGAUAAUGACAUGUUUCUGUUAUACAUUGUAGUUACAAUUAAUAGUGGUAACGGGACUUUGUGUUGUCCAAUUCAGUCCUUAAUCAUAUGGUCAUCCAGUGUUAUUUAUUGCUGCUACAUGAUUACAGACUGAACCAGACUCCACUCAGUCCUGUUAGCUGAAACUUUGUGACAUGUAGUAAUUCUUGCUUGCUUGUUUUUGUUUGCUUUUUAAGGUGGAAAUCGCCGCACUCAAGGCAGAAGAGGAAAUUCUAGCACAAGAGGUUCUAAACCAAAACCUGGAGGUGGUCCUGUUAAAUUUGAGGGUGAAUUUGACUUUGAGAGUUCAAAUGCAAAGUUUAAUAAAGAAGAGAUUGAGGAAGAGUUACAACAAAAACUUCAUGAAAAUCUACGGAUUACAGAUGAGGUGAGCAAGUGCCGGUAGCAGGGUGCAAAGAAAAUCAUUUUUACAGCUUGCCAUUCGGGCAAGCUGAAGCUAGCAUUUACUAGCCCAGACGUCAUUUAAACUAGCCCCAAAAGCUUUUUGACUAGCAGAACUGAUUUUGCAGUUCUUCUGUUCUUCCUCAUGAAAUAUCACUUGCUCGUCGGGCAAGUUAGAAACAGAAUUCACUAGCCGAUAGCAAAAUCCUUUAGCCCCAGGCUAUCAGACACUACUUUCUUUGCACGCUGCGGUAGGGAUUUGAGAGGAAUAUAGUUCUUACCUUAUUGCUUAUUUCAAAACGUCACCAAUAUCUCAAUAAUGCUGUCAUAAGGUGAGGUCAAUAUUUUACCAACUGUAAGGCAUCUAUUGAUCAUACAAGCCUCCAAGAACAGUUCUAAAGAAACCUCCCAGUGCUUAAACUUGACUUUAACUUUGCUGGUGAAGCACAUCUGCAGUGCAGUGGUGCUUGGCUACAAUCUUGAAUCGCCUAACAACUUUCAUAGAGUCAUUCACAGAGUACUAACCACAGAUCAUCUGGAGUGUGGGUCUUGCUAUUUUUUCAGUGUAGCAUUUGGUGACAUGUAUGGAUAACUCUGCCCCCUUGUGUUGCUCCACGACCCCUAUUCUUAUGGAGAAGGGGCCUUUAAGCUCCCUAAGUAAGAAUUUUCAUGUAUUGCCCCUAAAACAUCCAUAUAAACCACUUUGAUUUCACUAAAAAAUGCUGCCAAGCAACUUUUCUGGUUGUCUUGAAUGACUGUCAGAUGGCACAUUUCCACAAAAAAAAUGCAUGCAGUGUACGUAAGUUUUGGUCUUUUCUUACUUGUAAUUUUAAUGGAAAUGUUUAACAUUUUUAAUAGAAAUCAAAAUUUUUUUCAGGUUGAAAAUAAAGUGAACAGUUCAUCAACUAGUGAGGAUCUCCAAGACAAACCUCAAACACCAACCUCUUAUUAUGACAGCUCCAAGUCCUUUUUUGACAGUAUCUCUUGUGAGGCAAAUGAUAGAGACAGAAAUAGAAGGUGAUUAUAAAAUGUGACCUAUUUUUAAGAGCCAUUCAGAUAAAAGGUUAAUGGAGCGCUUCAAUCCAGAUGAAAACUUUGCUUAAAUCAAAUACUAAGUUGUUCCAUUUUUUCGAGGUAAGUUGCACUGGUUUCUGACCUGUCUGUUUGGUAAAAUGGAAAGCACCCAGUCCCUUAAUCUGUAUGGGUUGUAAGCUUCACUGGGGGCAGGCUAUGUGAACAACCUUUUCAUCUUGCCUUUAUUUAGGGCACAUCCUUCAUGGCAGCAAGAGCGCAAGGUGAAUAUGGAAACAUUUGGAGCAGCAGGUGGUAUGCGACGAGGGGGACGUGGUAGAGGCAGAGGUCGUGGAGGAUAUAGAGGUGGCCGUGGUGGAUACAGAUAUCAAGGACGUGACAACAGCAGUCGAGGUGGACGUGGAGGAUAUAGAGGGGGUAGUAGAGGUGGUCGCACAAGAGCCUGGGUUGAUUACCCCAUCGAUGGUGAUGAGAAAUUACUACCUAAGAAUCUUUCUAAUGGACCCUCCAUGGUAUGA
Messenger RNA from Porites evermanni, 4908 nucleotides. Lineage: Eukaryota; Metazoa; Cnidaria; Anthozoa; Scleractinia; Poritidae. The record is from the annotation of a GenBank genome assembly.